Molecule: messenger RNA, 2136 nt
Organism: Lathyrus sativus (Indian pea)
Lineage: Eukaryota; Viridiplantae; Streptophyta; Magnoliopsida; Fabales; Fabaceae
Source: the annotation of a GenBank genome assembly
AUGGAAAGACAAGGGUUCAAUUCGAUGCUGUUUACUAGAGGUAUGCUGUUUACUAGAGGUUUAGAAUACAGGUGUGGUUUAAGUAAAUCAAUAGAUAGUUUUGGUAUAGAUAGUUUUGGUCCUAUUGAUGAAAAUCACGGUGGAGACCCAUCUAGUUUAACUGAUAUGCAUAAUAACAUUCAUAGCUGGAAGAACAAUAGUGAAAAUUGUAGUUAUAGUCAUGGUCAUGCUGACUAUUCAGCAGAUGUGAACAACAUACAUAAUCAUAAUUUGCUAUUAGCAAAAAGUCUAUCCGUUUGGGAUAGUCAUAAUAAUAGUUAUGACAUAUAUUAUGCUUAUAAUGAUGAUAGUUGGACUUGUAACAUGAAUUGUUGCAUUUGGAAUUAUCUUCGUUCUCAAAUCUGGGAGGAUAUUGACAAAUCCAAUGCCAGUUACCGUGAUAUGGACUUUAAGAGUUACAUUUGCGAUAGGGGCCAAAAUACUAGUGAAAGCCAUAGUACAAAUAUAAUAAUAUUAAGGAACACAAAUGCUAGAAAUCAGACAGCAGAUCCAGAUGAUGUAGAUAUAUUUGAUGGAUCAGAUAUAUCAGAUUCAUUGGAGAUAGAUCUAUCUGAUCCAUCCGACACAGAUUAUCGAUACGAUCCAUUUGCUGAUACAUCAGAUAUAUCAGAUUCAUUGGAGAUAGAUCUAUCUGAUCCAUCAGAUACAGAUUAUCCAUAUUAUAUAGAUGGAUCUGAUAUAUCAGAUCCAUUGGAGAUAGAUCUAUCUGAUCCAUCAGAUACAGAUUAUCCAUAUUAUAUAGAUGGAUCUGAUAUAUCAGAUCCAUUGGAGAUAGAUCUAUCUGAUCUAUCAGAUACAGAGGAGGAUCUAUAUGGUAUAUACGAUCUAGAUGAGAUCUAUUAUCUGGAUGGAUCAGAUAGAUCAGAUCCAUUGGAGACAUUGGAGACAUUAGAGACAUCAGAUCCAGAUUAUAUAAAUGAUCCAGAUGGAUCAGAUAGAUCAGAUCCAUUGGAGACAUUGGAGACAUCAGAUCUAGAUGAGAUCUAUUAUCCGGAUGGAUCAGAUAGAUCAGAUCCAUUGGAGACAUUGGAGACAUCAUAUCCAGAUUAUAUAAAUGAUCCGGAUGGAUCAGAUAGAUCAGAUCCAUUGGAGAUAUCUGAUACAUCAGAUACAGAUAUAUGUCAGAAGGAUAGUGAUGAUAAUAGCAAAAUGGAUAUGCUGGCUAAAAUGAACCAAUAUAGUCAUUUAUGGGUUCUAUGCGAAACUUGCUCUAGCUUAAAUUUUAAACAAUUUUUAGUAGCCAAACUGAGUAUUUGCGAAUACUGUGGUGAGCAUCUGAAAAUGAGAAGUUCAGAUAGAAUCGAACUUUUGAUUGAUCCAGGUACUUGGAAUCCUAUGGAUGAAGACAUGGUUUCUCUGGAUCCCAUUAAAUUUGAUUCGAUUGAAAAAAUUCCAAUUCUUCAAUGGGAUCCCAUUGCAUUCGACUUGAUUUUCGUGGAUCCUCCCGAGGAAGAGGAAGAGGAAGAUGAUCAACCUUAUAUCGAUCGUCUUGAUUCUUAUCAAGAAAAGACAGGAUUACCAGAAGCGGUUCAAACAGGCAUAGGUCAACUAAAUGGUAUUCCUUUAGCAAUAGCUGUUAUGGAUUCUGAGUUUAUCGCGGGUAGUAUGGGAUCCGUAGUGGGUGAGAAAAUAACUCGGUUGAUCGAAUAUGCUACCAAUCAACUUUUACCUCUAAUUAUAGUCUGUGCUUCCGGAGGAGCGCGUAUGCAAGAAGGAAGUUUAAGCUUAAUGCAAAUGGCUAAAAUUUCUUCUGCGUUAUAUAAUUAUCAAAUAAAUAAAAAGUUAUUCUAUGUAGCGAUACUUACAUCUCCGACUACUGGUGGGGUAACCGCUAGUUUUGCGAUGUUGGGGGAUAUCGUUAUUGCGGAACCAAACGCAACCAUUGCAUUUGCGGGUAAAAGAGUGAUUGAACAAUUGUUGAAUGUGGAAGUGCCUGAAGGUUCCCAAUCGGCGGACCUUUUAUUCGACAAGGGAGUAUUGGAUUCAGUCGUACCACGUCAUUUUUUAAAGCAGUUUUUAACGGAGUUAUUUCAGUUCCAUGGUUUCGUUCCUUUGACUAAAAAUUUGGAAGAUUGA